CGACCAUCACCUCCUCCUCCUUCCUCUCUCUUUGUUUUGUUCUUUCUUCUUUUAACCCCUCUCGAGAAGAGGCCUCCUAGAUCACAGCUACACUUGACGAAAGAACGCGAGGAACAUGGCGGAUGUCAGCGAGAACCAAAUGAAGCUAUGGCGCGCGGCCCGCGAGGACCUAGAAGAUGUCCUCGACGAGGUCUUCGAGAACGGCGACUACGAUCUGGAUGCGCAAAACGAGAAAGGACUGACAGCACUGCACCUCGCCGCCCAAAACACAUCGAUAUGGGUCAUCGAAAAGCUCGUCGACAAGAUCGUAGAAACCGACGGCGACAUUGACCCCGUCGCCGGCCCGCGCGCGGACCCGUACACCGAGGGCGACACGCCGCUGCACAUCGCGCUCGCGCAGCUCAUCCGGAGCCCGGACAAGGGCAAGAUCCACAUCGUCGCGCAGCUGAUCAACGCAGGCGCUGAUACCGACAAAGAAGACCACAACGGGGUGACAGGCAACGGAUUGCUCGAGAAACUCCAAGCACAAGACGAGGCGACGUACGACGAGCUCGAGUCCGUCAUCAACGAAGACGCAGACGAAGAAGACGAAGCACCACCCGUGCCCGCGCGCCGCCGCGUAGAGCUGAGCGCGGACGACUUUGCUAACGGUGCACGACGAUGAGACAGGAUCUGGAUCAGGUUCAGAGUCGGAAUAGACAUGGCGUUUACUGCUUUCUUGGUGUAGUCAUGGAUGAAUAUCUGUUAGCCACGGGCAGAUAGUACGGAGCGUUUAGAGAGAAUCAAUUAGUGAACCAAUGUAUCAUAGUGCUGCGAAUCUGGGUGGCGUGACACAAGCAUAUAUAUCGCAUUGGCUGAAAUCUACAACAAAGUACACUCCAAAAUACGUCCCGAACAAAACAUAAAACUCAUAUAAGCACCUGGGUAUACUCGACCGUGUCCACCCCAAACCACAUCACAAUAAAUCACCGCCACCCCAAACGUAUCACCGCACCAACACAACCUCCUCCCCCGCCCCCGCCUCAUACCACGCCUUCUCCAACACAACACCCACGCCCAACCGCUCCCUUACCCCGCUCCCGCUCCGCACGCUCCCCGCGGACGCGGGCGCCAGCGCCAUCACAUACAGCAAAUACCCCCGAAACCGCUCGUCCGCGCCGACCGCGCGCAUCCACCGCGCGUCCCGGACGCCCCGCGCGCGCGCGAGCACCGCGAACUCGAGGGAUGUGGGUGUGGAUUGGAGCGUCAUCCCGGGGCGGCGGAGGAUGAUGCGCCCUGCGACGCUUCCGCCUGGGGUUGAUGGGGAUGUUGACGAUGACGAUGAAGGGUGAGAGGAGGUGGGAUAGGAGGCGGAAGGAUAGGAGGAGGUAGGAUAGGAGGAAACGGAGGAAGAGGCAGCGAGGAUGGAGAACAGCGAAUGGUGCUUCCCCGCGAGCGCCGCGCCCUUGCCCGCGCGCCGGACGGGGAGACACGCGACGGUCGUGCGGAACACGAGUGUGCCCGGCUCGACGCCCGGCGCGACCGACGGCGGGAUGUGCCAGUCCCAGUCCCACGACGGGAUCACGUAGUGCGCGGAGCGCGAGGGGUGUGCGGACGCGGAGAUGUCGGACGCGCGGAACGACGGGUGCGAGGGCGAGGGCGAGGCGAUGGCCGAGUCCGCGUCGUCGUCGUCGUCUUCCUCCGCCGAGGCGGUGUACCCGUCCCCGGCGCUGGCGUCCGCAUCGCCCUCGGCCUGCGCGGCGUCCCCAUUCCGCUCGCGAGCGCGUGCGCGUUCCUGCGCACGGACAAUCGCACUCGGCGCGAUCGCCCGCUCCUGCUUCGCAGGCCGCACAUCGAGCCUCACCAGCUCCCCGUUCUCGUCCACAAUAUGCCACUCGUCCACGAGCGAGUCGCCCACCACGGGCCUCGCAGGCGUCGGC
Molecule: messenger RNA, 1919 nt
Organism: Coniophora puteana RWD-64-598 SS2
Lineage: Eukaryota; Fungi; Basidiomycota; Agaricomycetes; Boletales; Coniophoraceae
Exons: 7
Coding region: 116-664 (182 amino acids)
Biological process (GO): protein localization to ciliary inversin compartment
Cellular component (GO): ciliary inversin compartment
Molecular function (GO): protein binding
Source: RefSeq, a predicted model, not a curated record